AUGUAUUGCCAAAAAUGCCGUACCCCGCUCAGGCUAGACAGCUCGCUGGAGAAGCUGAAUCCGGCAGCGUACGAUCUACUUGUCGCAACGCACUCACAGCAAGGGCCAAAGAAGCCCUCCACAUCCCGCACAUUACCUUUGAACGACCUCGCCAGGAAAGCAAUUUACGACCGAGCGGCCCAGAAUGCACCCCCUCCGAUAUUCAAGCGCCAUGGUUGGCCGGGCAGAGGUGAUGCUCACCCGCGCGAUAGCUCGGCCAUGUCCUUCAUUUUCUUGACCGAAUCCCAGAUAGCACCGCCAAACCUGGCUUUGCAGAGGAGCCACCAAGUCUCGGAUGCUUCUCCCACCUCUCCAGGCCGCCACGACAGCACCGCGGACGAGGACGAUGCAUCCAAGUCGUACGAAACGGAACGCAUCACCAAGCUUUUCGAGAUUCUUUCAGCCCGCUCCGAUAUUGACCACCCUGUCUGCGUCGAGUGCACUGAGCUGCUGCUAGAGGAGCUGCAGAAAAGGCUCGAGACGACGACGCGAGAGAGGGAUGCGUACAUUGCGUUCUUGAAGGAAAUGCAAGCCAGCGCGCCCACGGAGGAGGAACUACGAGGCCGGGAAGAAGCCCUCCGAAAAGCCCUGCACGCCGAAGCCGCGGCAGGCGAAGAGAUCCGGCAGCUGGAGCGGGAGAAAGAAUCGCUUGACGCCGAGCUCGUCUCUCUGGAGGAAGAGUGCCGGCAGCUCGACGCGCAGGAAGAAGCCUUCUGGCGCGAGCGCAACGAGUUUGCGAGUCGGCUGGCCGACUUCCAGAACGAGCGCGACUGCAUCAACAGCAAGUUUGACCACGACUCGCGGCAGCUUGAGAAGCUACAGCGCAGCAACGUCUACAACGACACCUUCUGCAUCAGCCACGAUGGCACCUUUGCCACCAUCAACGGUCUCCGCCUGGGCCGCCUCUCCAGCAAGCCCGUCGACUGGCCCGAGAUCAACGCGGCCUGGGGCCACGCCUUGCUGCUGCUCGUCACGGUCGCCGACAAGCUGGGCUACCACUUCGAAGGCUACGAGCCGCAGCCGAUGGGUUCGACGUCGCGCAUCAUCCGCUACGACCAGCCCUCCCCGACAUCCAGCCGCCGGCUUGGUUCCACCACCACCGAUACCGCCGCUGGAACCACCACCCCGCGCAGCGCGCCCCCGCCGCCCCCCAAGCGGCACGUCCUGGACCUGUACUCGUCGGGCGACAUGCCGCUAGGCCUGACCUUUAUGCACCGCAAGUUUGACAAUGCCAUGACGGCGUUCCUGGAGCUGGUCCGCCAGCUGGGUGCCCACGUGCACGCCCAGACGGCGGCCGCCGACGGCACCCCGCUCAGCCUGCCCUACCGGAUUGAGGGCGACAGGAUCGGCGACGUGAGCAUCCGGCUGGGCGUGGCGCAGGACGAUGGGUGGACCAAGGCCUGCAAGCUUACGCUGACGUGCUGUAAGUUCCUGUUGGCGCAUGCUAGUAAUGUGAAUUCGGUGGCGAAUGGGAGGGCGGCGGGCGUUUAA
This is a messenger RNA of Parathielavia appendiculata, 1530 nucleotides long. Its product is annotated as APG6-domain-containing protein. Bases 1 to 1530 code for a protein of 509 amino acids. The record is from RefSeq and is a predicted model, not a curated record. The transcript has 2 exons. NCBI's taxonomy places the organism in Eukaryota, Fungi, Ascomycota, Sordariomycetes, Sordariales, Chaetomiaceae. Gene Ontology annotation, biological process: cellular response to nitrogen starvation; autophagosome assembly; autophagy. Gene Ontology annotation, cellular component: fungal-type vacuole membrane; phosphatidylinositol 3-kinase complex, class III, type II; phagophore assembly site.